UCGAACGGACAGGAACCAGGGACUCUACGGUGUUUGCGGUCGACAGUAGCGACAAAGGCGAGCGGAAUCGGUCGCGCUCGGCUCUUUCGAUUGCGGAACACGGUUUUUUCGGAGCUUUCUCGAACCGGCAUCGCCGCCGAAACCGUCAUCCGGAGACUCGCGCUCGUGCGAUCGAAUUUGUGUAUUUCCACCCUUGCCGGCUUUGAUUCCGCAACGUCGGGCCGCGCGCGGCAAAUCAGGCGACAGCAUAACCUAAUCUCCCGUGAUCGGCCGCCAGCCGUUGCGUUGCGCGCGUGUAUUGUGUGUGUGUGUGUGUGUGUGUGUGUGUGUGUGCGUGCACGUGUGUAUCCCCGCGUUCCCUUGUGCCGAGGCGACAAUACGACAAUGAACGAGGAUCUCGGUUUCGCCGAGCUCUGCAGGCUGUGCUCGCUCAAGAGCAACCAUCAGUUGCAGAUAUUUGAUAAGGAGAGCGAGCAGCGGCAGCUACUAUUCAAAAUACGCUCCUGUGUGCCCAUUGUGAUAGCAAAAGAAGACGAGCUACCAAAAAAUAUCUGUCAAAGAUGUAUGUACAAGUUGGACAUGUUCUACGAAUUUCGUCUCAGUUGCAUAUCUACAGAAACAAUAUUGAAGAAUUACGCAGACUCCUUGAAAAAUAUUGCACUCAAUAAUCAGGGUACAGAUAAAGACAAGAUGUCAAACGGCGGACAACAACAGCAACGUACGAGUUAUGUGGAAACGCACAAUGCGGCACAUGCAGCAUUGCAACAACACAUGGCUCAGCAAGCCGCUCAGGCGAGGUUAACUGGACCCGGUCCACCUGCGGCCCCACAGCCACCGAAUCCUACAUUUACUUUACCUGACGAUGGGCUUGGCUAUGAUGAUGGAAUAAGGGUGUUGCGUUCUAUCGGAACAUGGUCGCCUGAUUAUUCGGCUGCAAUGCGUCCCGGUAGUAUGAUGCCGGCAUUUCCUGGCGCGACAGAUCAGCAAUUUGGAAGUAGAGCACCGACAGUAAAUCAACCUUUACGGACAGCGACGACAAACAGCGUGAGCGUUCGUCCGGGAUCAGUUUCGAAGGCAACCAAUACAGGUGAACCAACAACAAAAGCAUUUGCUUGCACCGUGUGUGGCAAGGGACUUGCUCGCAAAGAUAAACUCGUCAUACACAUGCGUAUACAUACCGGGGAAAAGCCGUAUUCUUGUGAAGUAUGCGGCAAAGCUUUCGCACGUCGAGACAAAUUAGUCAUUCAUAUGAACAAACUCAGACAUAGACCUGGCGUUUCACCUUUGUCGGCACCUACUACACCAAGAUCUGAUCAACAACAUCAACAGCAACAACAACAGCAGCAACAAGCACAACAGCAACAGCCAUCUCGCCAAGAUAGCAUUCAUAAAUUGAAAGAAGAACCAGUGAGUUGGGCUUGUGAACUAUGCGGACGAUCAUUUAGUACUAGAGAAGAAUGGACGCAACAUGCUCGAUCUCACUUAGACGCAACCGUACCGCCGCAACAUGCCGCCCCAUACUUCCCGGGAUCUGCACCACCACCGCAAUCCUAUGCCUCCGAGAGGAAUUUUUGUCUAAUGUGUCGUGCCGACUUCACUGAUAAGGCUGAGUUCAUGUUCCAUAUACGUACGCAUGGGCAACCAUCGGGUGGUAAACAGAGCGGCGGAGAUGCCGCGACGGCUGAACUCAUUGCUAGAGGAUCCUUUGUUGAUCCUUCUGGAUUAUGCAGCUAGAAUUAUUCUUUUCCCUAUUAUUACAUACAGUCGAUCCGUGUCUUACCAUAGUACAAGUUUUCUGCUCUACUUUGACCAGAAACUUUCGCAUAGGAUGUCAUGCAUAUUGUGAUUGUAAUGAUAUAUAUACCAAUCGAUAAUAGAUACACAGUAGCAUUCAAAAACAGUAACUAACGGUGAAUAGCAGUGCUGACAUGAUAUUCAUUGACAGAUUAAGUUGAAUUAUAAUUCCACAUAAUUUGUGAUUACUUUUUAAAAUAUUUUUAUUUAGAAUCUUUAGCACACCAGCGAGUUAUUUAGGAAUAAAAUAACCUUAUCUCUAAAAGUAACCAAAUUUUAUAUGUUAUAUAUAAGUUUGAUUUUUUUUUAUAUUUGACGAUAUUAAGUUAUGAUUUAAUAUUUGGGCAGAAGAUAGUAGUCUUAGUAGACUCAUUUCAUGACUGAUUAUUAAAAAGUAGCAUUUUAUAGCAAAUACAUAUCAUCAGAGCAGAGUUAAAAGAAUUAUUUUACAUUACUGUGUAUCUUGAUACGAAAUAAGAUUUACGGAGAAAAAAAA
Molecule: messenger RNA, 2290 nt
Organism: Pogonomyrmex barbatus (red harvester ant)
Lineage: Eukaryota; Metazoa; Arthropoda; Insecta; Hymenoptera; Formicidae
Biological process (GO): regulation of DNA-templated transcription
Cellular component (GO): nucleus
Molecular function (GO): DNA-binding transcription factor activity, RNA polymerase II-specific; zinc ion binding; RNA polymerase II cis-regulatory region sequence-specific DNA binding
Source: RefSeq, a predicted model, not a curated record